Molecule: messenger RNA, 3004 nt
Organism: Euleptes europaea (tarantolino)
Lineage: Eukaryota; Metazoa; Chordata; Lepidosauria; Squamata; Sphaerodactylidae
Product: zinc finger protein 91-like
Exons: 5
Coding region: 134-3004 (956 amino acids)
Biological process (GO): central nervous system development; regulation of transcription by RNA polymerase II
Cellular component (GO): nucleus
Molecular function (GO): DNA-binding transcription factor activity, RNA polymerase II-specific; RNA polymerase II cis-regulatory region sequence-specific DNA binding
Source: RefSeq, a predicted model, not a curated record
GUGUGGAAAGAGCUUUGCUUGGAGCUCGCAGCUUACUAGACAUCAACGUAUCCACACUGGUGAGAAACCAUAUAAAUGCUUGGAAUGUGGAAAAAGCUUUGCUCAGAGUGCAGAUGUUAGGGCCCAUCAGCGUAUGCACACUGGUGAAAAACCAUAUAAAUGCUUAGAGUGUGGAAAAGGCUUUGCUCGGGGUGCAGAUCUUAGGGCUCAUCAAGGAACCCACACUGGUGAGAAACCAUAUAAAUGCUUGGAGUGUGGGAAGAACUUUGCUCAGAGUUCACUACUUACUAAACAUCAACGUAUCCACACAGGUGAGAAACCAUAUAAAUGCUUGGAGUGUGGAAAGAGUUUUGCUCAGAGUUCACAGCUUACUAUCCAUCAACGUAUCCACACUGGGGAGAAACCAUAUAAAUGCUUGGAGUGCGGGAAGAGCUUUAUUCAGAAGAAUCAGUUUUCACAGCUUACUAAACAUCAACGUAUCCACAUUGGAGAGAAACCAUAUAAAUGCUUGGAGUGUGGAAAGAGUUUUGCUCGGAGUACAGAGCUUAUUAUCCAUCAGCAUAUCCACACUGGUGAGAAACCAUAUAAAUGCUUAGAGUGUGGAAAGAGCUUUGCUCGGAGUACAGACCUUAGGACCCAUCAGCGUAUCCACACUGGGGAGAAACCACAUAAAUGCUUGGAAUGUGGAAAGAGCUUUGCUCGGAGUGCAGACCUUACUGUCCAUCAACGAAUCCAUACUGGGGAAAAACCAUAUAAAUGCUUGGAGUGUGGGAAGAGCUUUGCUCAGAGUUCACAUCUUAAUAUCCAUCAGCUUGUCCACACAGGGGAGAAACCAUAUAAAUGCUUGAGGUGCGGAAAGAACUUUGCUCGGAGUACAGAGCAUAGGACCCAUGAACGUAUCCACAGUGGGGAGAAACCAUUUAAAUGCUUGGAGUGUGAAAAGAGCUUUGCUCGGAGUACAGAGCUUAGGACCCAUGAACGUAUCCACAGUGGGGAGAAACCGUAUAAAUGCUUGGAGUGUGGAAAGAACUUUGCUCGGAGUACAGAGCUUAGGACCCAUCAACGUAUCCACACUGGGGAGAAACCAUAUAAAUGCCUUGAGUGUGGAAAAAACUUUGCUCAGAGUUCACACCUUAAUAUCCAUCAGCUUGUCCACACUGGGGAGAAACCAUAUAAAUGCUUGGAAUGUGGAAAGACCUUUGCUCGGAAUUCACACAUUACUGCCCAUCAAUGUAUCCACACAGGGGAGAAACCACAUAAAUGCUUGGAGUGUGGAAAGAGCUUCAUUCACAGUUCACAGCUUAUUAUCCAUCAGCACACCCACACUGGUGAGAAACCAUAUAAAUGCUCAGACUUUGCUCAGAGAUCACAUCUUACUCUCCAUCUGCGUAUCCACACUGGGCAGAAACCAUAUAAAUGCUUAGACUGUGCAAAGAGCUUUGCUCGGAGUGACAGCCUAAAUGCUCAUCAACGAAUUCACACUGGGGAGAAACCGUACAAAUGUUUGGAGUGUGGGAAGAGCUUUGCUCGGAGUGACAGACUAGAUGCUCAUCAGCGUUUCCACACUGGGGAGAAACCAUACAAAUGCUUGGACUGUGGAAAGAGCUUCAUUCACAGUUCACAGCUUAUUAUCCAUCAGCAUACCCACACUGGUGAGAAACCAUAUAAAUGCUUAGAGUGUGCAAAGAGCUUUGCACGAAGUGACAGCCUAGAUGUGCAUCGACGAAUCCACACUGGGGAGAAACCAUAUACAUGUUUGGAGUGCGGAAAGAGCUUUGCUCAUAGUUCAUACAUUACAGCUCAUCAACGUAUCCACUCUGGGGAGAAACCGUAUAAAUGUUUGGAGUGUGGGAAGAGCUUUGGUUGGAACCUUACUGUCCAUCAACAAAUCCAUACCGGGGAGAAACCAUAUAAAUGCUUGGAGUGUGGAAAGAGCUUUGCUCGGAGUGCAGACCUUACUGUCCAUCAACGAAUCCACACUGGGGAGAAACCAUAUAAAUGCUUGGAGUGUGGAAAGAGCUUUGCUUGGUGCAAUGUCCUUACUGUUCAUCAACGUAUCCACACAGGGGAGAAACCAUACAAAUGCUUGGAGUGUGGGAAGAGCUUUGCUCAGAGUGGAAAGUUGACCGCUCAUAGACGGAUCCAUACAGGGGAGAAACCAUACAAAUGCUUGCAGUGUGGAAAGAGCUUUGCUCAGAGUUCACACGUUACUGUCCAUCAACAAAUCCACACUGGGGUGAAACCAUAUAAAUGCUUGGAGUGUGGAAAGACCUUUUCUCAGAGUACAGACCUUACUUCCCAUCAAAGAAUUCACACAGGGGAGAAACCGUAUACAUGCUUGGAGUGUGGAAAGGCCUUUUCUCGGACUACAGACCUUACUUCCCAUCAAAGAAUUCACACAGGGGAGAAACCGUUUAUAUGCUUGGAGUGUGGAAAGGCCUUUUCUCGGAGUGCAGACCUUAGUUCCCAUCAAAGAAUUCACACAGGGGAGAAACCAUAUAAAUGCUUGGAGUGUGGAAAGGCCUUUUCUCGGAGUGCUGACCUUAUUUCCCAUCAAAUAAUCCACACAGGUGAGAAACCGUAUAAAUGCUUGGAGUGUGGAAAGGCCUUUUCUCGGAGUGCGGACCUUGCUUCCCAUCAACGAAUCCACACAGGGGAGAAACCAUAUAAAUGUUUGAAGUGUGGAAAGAGCUUUGGUGAGAGUAGAAAGCUUACUAGACAUCAUCGUAUCCACACUGGUGAGAAACCUUAUAAAUGCUUGCAGUGUGGAAAAGGUUUUGCUCAGAAUUCAGUCCUUACUGCCCAUCAACGAAUUCACACUGGGGAGAAACCAUAUAAAUGCUUGCAGUGUGGAAAGAGCUUUGCUCAGAAUUCAGUCCUUACUGUCCAUCAACGUAUCCACACUGGGGAGAAACCAUAUAAAUGCUUGGAGUGUGGAAAGAGCUUUUCUCAGAGUUCCAGUCUUGCUACUCAUCAACGUACGCACACGGGAGAAAAUUCAUAA